UUUGACAAAUAUUCCACUUUUCAGAAGAACCUUGCAAACAAAACAACAUGCAGAGUACGAUGAUGACCCAAAGAAUACGUCAUCCCUGCCUCUUGCCACAUCAGGGCGCAAAAGCCAUAAGACAUCGAAGACUGCAAUGCCUGUUACGAAUGAUAAAACGAUCGAAUACAUCAACGUCUGUGAUGUCGGUAAGAAGGACGAAGAGGUAGUAUAUAGCAAUAUGUACACCUCGGGUGGUGUCUCUAUUGAUGACAUCCGAGCAAUGAUACCACAAAAGUUGGAAAAUGAAGAAGAAGAAUUUAAGAAGGAAUUCAAGGAGUUGCCCUGGGGAGCAGUGCAUCCUCACCUAGUAGGUGCCAAAGCAUCCAAUAAACCAAAGAACAGAUUCAAAACAACAUUUCCUUAUGACCAUUCCCGUGUCAUACUGGAUAAGAUUGGGAAUGAUCCUGACUCGACCUACAUUAACGCCAAUUACAUUGACAGUACCGACGCCCGCCAAGCUUAUGUCGCAUGUCAAGGACCAAAACAAAAAACGGUGGACGAUUUUUGGAGGAUGGUUUGGCAACUAAACACUGGGAAAAUCGUCAUGGUUACAAAUCUUUCCGAGGGCGGCAAUGUAAAAUGUCACCAAUACUGGCCUGACGAAGGUAAACCUUUAUCAACGAAGCAUUUCAACAUCAGUCUCGAUCGAGAGAGGACGUAUGCGUUUUAUGUACUACGAGAGAUUUCAGUGACAAACAGGAAGACAAAAGAAGAGCGUCAGGUUCACCAGUUCCACUUUACGACAUGGCCGGACCACGGAACUCCAGACACCCUUGAACUCGUCCUAUUCCACCGCCGUGUGACCUCAUAUAGGACACAGCUUACUGGGCAGAUGGUUGUACACUGCAGUGCUGGACUCGGGAGGACGGGAACCUUCAUAGGUCUAGAUGCUCUUUCAAAGGAGGAAAAGAAAUCUGGACAAGUGGAUAUUUCGAGUUAUAUAAGAAAAAUGCGAGAGAACCGAAUGAAUAUGGUUCAAACUCAUGAACAGUAUAUCGCUCUUCACGAAUUGCUUGUCCAGAAACACGAUCUACAGGAUACUCUGAUUUCCGAUACAGACUUUCCUGUAACUUUGAGAAAAAUGCUUCCGCCCGGAAAACCAACAAACCAAACAAAGCUACGAAAAGAAUUUGAAAAUCUUCAGACUCUCAUUCCCAAAUAUGAUUCGAGUUGCUACAGAGCAGGAAUGAUGAAAGAAAACAAGAGCAAAAACAGAACAGUGUCUAUUAAAGCAGUUGACAUGUAUCGAGCUUACCUGCGGUCACAGGUGGGCGACAGGAAUGACUACAUCAAUGCUGUUAUGCUACAGUCACACAGGUCGAAAUCAGGGUACCUUAUGACACAGUUUCCGUUAGAGGGCACAGUUGAUGACUUGUGGACGAUGGUGAUUGACUACAACUGUGAGAACAUCGUUGUCCUAGGUACCCCUACAGAGCACUGGCUUCGAGAAGAGAGCGAGGCAAAUGAAGCCCAUGGGAUAUAUGUUAGGAAGCAAAAUGCAUUAGCGGUCAUUCCCGUCGUUGAUAUUGCUGACUAUAACAUAAAAAGCAAGAGAUCCAAAACUGACAUGACAAUACGGAUCUUCACUAUGAAGGAGUGGUCAUCGGAUUCUUUGCUGCCCCCCUCCAACUCGUCCCUUCUCCUUCUGCUGGAGCAACUGGACAGUCGUCGACAGUCAGACAAUGCAAAACCCGUGGUCGUCAUGUGUCAGGACGGAUGCACACAUAGUGGACUAUUCUGUUGUAUAUCAAAUGCCCGAGAUCAAAUGAAGAUGGAUAAUGAAGUGGACAUAUUUCAAACGUCUAGACAAAUACAAGUCCGACGGCCACCAGCUCUCAGACACAUUGAGCAGUACCAGUACUGUUACAACUUCAUCGGGCAGUAUCUGGACUCAACCAACAUCUACAUCAACUAAAGGCGUGUGAAAUGGGAAUCCUUGCGUCUUUUGAAGGCUGACAGUUAACUAUCUGGAUUGAGAUGAAUGUGGUUUCCAAGUUUCCAUAGUUACCUUCAUGAAACUUCAUUCGAUCGUUUUAGUGGAAGUGAACUUCCGUAUAAUAACAGGAUGUGAUUGCCGAUUGAAAGACCAGGAAUGUUUGAAGACGGAAAGAACAGAUUCAAAUGUUUUCCGGUAUUUGGAAAAUCUUCCUCGUAACGCAUGUGUUUUGUGAGACGAUAACCUACGACACCAAAGCGCAAUGCAUUGCAUCACAGAGACGUACUAGUUGUUACCAAUUAGACUAUAUUAUAGGAAUGAUUACAUAUGUACACUUAUAUCUUAAAUAACUCUACGUAAGGAGUAAA
Molecule: messenger RNA, 2346 nt
Organism: Mizuhopecten yessoensis (Yesso scallop)
Lineage: Eukaryota; Metazoa; Mollusca; Bivalvia; Pectinida; Pectinidae
Product: receptor-type tyrosine-protein phosphatase alpha-like
Exons: 17
Coding region: 137-1957 (606 amino acids)
Biological process (GO): protein dephosphorylation
Molecular function (GO): protein tyrosine phosphatase activity
Source: RefSeq, a predicted model, not a curated record